Molecule: messenger RNA, 969 nt
Organism: Adineta ricciae
Lineage: Eukaryota; Metazoa; Rotifera; Eurotatoria; Adinetida; Adinetidae
Source: the annotation of a GenBank genome assembly
AUGUUUAUAUUUGUUGCGCCGAUUCCAUUCGAUUUUAUUUUUUAUACAAGCGGUUCACUACACUGUGAAGCAUUCGAUACCAAUGAAGCACAUUAUUAUCAAAUCUUUCGAGGAUUUUUCACUGUCUUCUCCUAUGCUAUGGUACCAUUUGUUGGCAUAUCAAUUAGUAACUUUUUAAUCAUCAUGGAACUGAAAAAAUCAAAAGAACGCUUCAUGGCAAAAGAUGAAAACGGUACCAUGAGACGGUUCUCGACCAAUGUUGUCGAUAAACGAGGUACAACGGUGAUGCUACUAGUGGCAUCGUUUGCGUUCGUUCUUCUUCUUGGCCCAUUCUAUGUUCAUUGGUGUAUCGCCUAUCUCUUCUACUAUUAUCCUCAAUGUCAAUUCACGCGAAAUCUGUAUGAAAACGUUCAAGUUUGCAUGGGAGUGUUCCAUCCGUAUCUAACUGUUAUCGAAAAAGGUAUGCGAGAGUCGAAUCAUGCAAUCAAUUUUCUUCUCUAUUGGUCAACAUCGACUCGUUUCCGAUUGGACUUCAAACGCAUAAGUCGUCGGUUAUUUUUGCAGAUCUUCGGCACAUCCAUCUUAUUUUUAUACAAACAUAUUUGUUUUUGUUGUACAGAACCAUCAUGUCUCGUGACACUUGAAAGACAUGUGUCAGAUACAACGGAUUUAGAUUCAUCGUAUGAAUCGAAUCGAAAGAAUCAAACAGCUUACAAAACUUCACAUUACUAUUCGAACUAUGAACGACGACGUCAACAUCAACUUGUUCAAGCGACACUGUUAAAUAGUACGAUUCCAAGUGAUACAAAUCUAACGCCGGCAACAUCGCUGCAUACAUUGACAGCGAAUACAGCUAAGACAGUACGAAUGUUAACGUGGAAUCCUCACGAUCCAAUGAUGCGUAGUUUAGAAAGUCGACGACAAGCAGCACGUUUAUCUAAGCAGCUUUCAACAUCCGGUGCUGUCUAA